Molecule: messenger RNA, 3622 nt
Organism: Amaranthus tricolor (Joseph's coat)
Lineage: Eukaryota; Viridiplantae; Streptophyta; Magnoliopsida; Caryophyllales; Amaranthaceae
Product: glycine--tRNA ligase, chloroplastic/mitochondrial 2
Exons: 36
Coding region: 256-3468 (1070 amino acids)
Biological process (GO): arginyl-tRNA aminoacylation; glycyl-tRNA aminoacylation
Cellular component (GO): cytoplasm; mitochondrion; chloroplast stroma
Molecular function (GO): glycine-tRNA ligase activity; ATP binding; arginine-tRNA ligase activity
Source: RefSeq, a predicted model, not a curated record
CCCAUCUAUUCCAAACCAUAGUGCACCUUUAUUCACCUCUCCCUCGUUAUCUCACUUUCUUGUUCAUCCCUAAAACCCAAAACCCACUAUCCAAACAUACAUCCCUUCUCCAUCAACAACCUUAAAGACCAAAACUUUGAAUUAUAAUGAUCAUGGAGAUGAACAUACCUCAAUAACAGAGCUACUCAAAUAAAACCCAAUUACAUCAUUUUCAUAAAUUCUCUUCUUUUUUUGUAAAUUUCCAUUAUUAGUAAAAUGGGGGUACUCAAUCUUCCAUUAGUCAUUUCUGUUCUUAAACCCCAUAAUUACAAUCCCCAUAAAUUUUCUUCCUUUAUAUUUUGCCCAACUCACCAUUUUUGUUUUAAACCACUUCAACGACGCUUUUUUGCGUCUUCAAGUCCUGGCGCUUCCACUUUGCAACAGAGUAUUUCUGACAAUGGUGACUCCAGUUCAGUCCCUUCUACUUCUUCUGUACCCACUUUUCAACAAGCUAUUCAAAGACUUCAGGAAUAUUGGGCUUCUGUUGGAUGUGCAGUUAUGCAAUGUAGCAACACCGAGGUUGGGGCUGGUACUAUGAAUCCCCUUACAUAUCUCAGGGUCCUAGGGCCAGAACCAUGGAAUGUCGCUUAUGUAGAACCUAGCAUUCGACCUGAUGAUAGUCGCUAUGGAGAAAAUCCAAACCGUCUUCAGCGCCACACACAAUUUCAGGUUAUUUUGAAGCCAGAUCCUGGGAAUUCCCAAGAUCUUUUCAUCCGGAGCUUAUCUGCUUUAGGUGUUGAUGUCAAUGAUCAUGAUAUACGUUUUGUUGAGGACAACUGGGAAAGUCCGGUUCUUGGUGCAUGGGGAUUGGGUUGGGAAGUUUGGAUGGAUGGAAUGGAAGUCACUCAAUUCACCUACUUCCAGCAGGCUGGAGGUCUUCAGUUGAUGCCAGUUUCUGUUGAAAUCACUUAUGGUCUUGAGCGUAUUCUCAUGUUGCUUCAGGGAGUUGAUCAUUUUAAAAAAAUCCAAUAUGCUGAUGGGAUCACAUAUGGAGAAUUGUUUGCAGAGAAUGAGAAGGAAAUGAGUGCGUAUUAUCUGGAGCAUGCCACUGUUGAUCAAAUCCAGAAGCAUUUUGAUCUUUUUGAGGAGGAGGCUCGACAUUUGCUUAAGUUGGGACUGCCCAUUCCUGCGUAUGAUCAGCUUCUGAAGACGUCUCAUGCUUUCAAUAUCUUAGAUUCUAGAGGCUUUGUUGGUGUAACUGAACGUGCUCGUUAUUUUGGUCGAAUGCGUAGUUUAGCUCGUCAAUGUGCUCAAUUGUGGCUGAAGACAAGGGAGUCUCUUGGUCAUCCUUUAGGUGUUGUUACGGAGCUUGGUCCUCUAACUUGCUCAAGAGAGGUCCUGAAGGCUGCGUUAGAAAAGGUGUCUGUCGAGCCAAGAAUGUUUAUUCUUGAAAUUGGAACAGAAGAAUUGCCGUCACAUGAUGUAGCUUAUGCAACUGAGCAGCUGAAAGAUCUCAUUGUUCAAUUGCUGGCAAAGCAAAGAUUGAGUCAUCUAGAAGUGCAAGCAUUUGGUACGCCUCGGAGAUUGGUGGUUUGCAUUGAUGGUUUAUGUGCGAACCAAGUUGAGACUGAGAUUGAGGUUCGAGGGCCCCCUGUAUCCAAGGCGUUUGAUGACCAAGGAAAUCCAACCAAGGCUAUCGAGGGUUUUUGCCGUAGAUACAAUAUUUCUCUCGACUCCAUAUACGAAAAAGUAGAUGGAAAGACCCAAUAUGUAUAUGCUUGUGUCAUAGAGCCUUCCCGAUGUGCUUUGGAGGUGUUAGCUGAGGAUCUCCCUAGUACCAUUUCCAAGCUGUCAUUUCCAAAAUCAAUGCGUUGGAACUCUCAGGUGUUGUUCAGUAGACCAAUUCGUUGGAUUAUGGCUCUUCAUGGUGAUGCUAUUGUUCCAUUUACGUUUGCUGGGGUUUUCAGUGGAAAUUUAUCUUAUGGUCUUCGGAAUACACCUUUUGCUACUGUCAAGGUGGAAAGUGCAGAAUCUUACGCUGCUGUGAUGGAGAAGGCUGGCAUAUCUGUUGGCAUCGAGGAACGUAAAAAAUUGAUAUCAGAGAAUGCAACCGCUUUAGCUGAAAGUGUCAAUGGACAUGUAAUAAUGCCUAGUGGAUUAUUGGACGAGGUUGUGAAUCUGAUUGAAGCACCUUCCCCAAUAUUGGGAAAGUUCGACAAGUCCUUCCUGAUGCUUCCAAAAGAUCUUCUAACAAUGGUUAUGCAAAAGCAUCAGAAAUACUUUGGAAUUGCUGAUAAUAGUGGACGAUUGUUGCCAUACUUCAUUGCGGUGGCAAAUGGAGAUAUUGAUGUGGGUGUUGUGAGGAAAGGGAACGAAGCAGUUCUAAGAGCACGCUAUGAAGAUGCAAAGUUCUUUUAUGAGACAGAUACAAGAAAGAAAUUUUCGGAGUUUAGAGGGCAACUUAAUGGAAUCCUUUUCCAAGAAAAGCUAGGAACAAUGCUGGAUAAAAUGACCCGUGUUGAGGCUAUUGUUCCCAAAUUAGCCUCGUACUUGGGUUUUGACUCGGAACUGCUUCAGACGAUACAUGAAGCUGCAUCACUUGCCAUGUCCGAUCUUUCCACUGCUGUGGUGACUGAAUUUACAUCUCUAGCAGGAAUAAUGGCCCGGCAUUAUGCUUUAAGAGAUGGCUACUCAGAGCAGAUUGCAGAUGCUUUAUUCGAGAUUACGCUUCCUAGAAAUUCAGGAGAUAUACUUCCAAAAUCAGAUGCUGGAAAUGUUCUUGCAAUAGCCGACAGACUGGACAGCCUUGUUGGUCUAUUUGGGGCAGGUUGUCAGCCUACUUCGACAAACGACCCGUUUGGUCUGCGGAGAAUAUCAUAUGGCCUUGUGCAACUGUUGGUAGAAAAUAAUAAAGAUUUAGACUUGCGAAAUUCUCUAGAGCUCGCUGCUGAGGUCCAACCUUUCAAAGUUGAUAGCAGUACACUAGAUGAUGCACAACAAUUUGUAACACGGAGACUGGAGCAAUAUCUGGUUGACAAGGGGAUAAACCCAGAAGUUGUGCGGUCUGUCCUCUUAGAGCGUGCUAAUCGGCCCUGCCUGGCAGCAAAAUCAGCUGUAAAGAUGGAGGCUUUGUUCUAUAAAGAUCUCCUUCCGAGGGUUAUUGAAGCAUAUUCUCGACCAACAAGAAUUGUUCGAGGAAAGGAUUUAGACGUCAACCUAGAGGUAAACGAAGGAGCUUUUGAGAUGAUGGAAGAGAAAGUUUUGUGGAAUGCUUUCUUGUCAGUAAGCAAACGAAUUCAUCAUGAUAUUGAAAUCGACGACUUUGUAGAAGCGUCCUCAGAAUUAGUACAACCACUUGCGGAUUUCUUCGAUAAUGUAUUUGUAAUGGUGGAAGAUGAAAGGGUUAGGAAUAAUCGGCUUGCGCUACUUAACAAAAUUGCAGAUCUUCCGAAGGGGAUUGCGGACCUCUCUGCUUUGCCUGGAUUUUGAAAAUUCUCUAAAACUUAUUCUUUUGUAAAGUUAUUUUUUACGAAAUGAGGAAAUAAUAAGAGCUGUCUGUAAAACCAUUGUUUUAGAUCUUAUUAUGUUUUCGGUUGUAUCAUUCAUACUUAUUACUAUUAUCAACAUGAGAAUUUUCUUUUGG